UCCCCACCCUCUCUGCAGGAUGAACGUCCACCACCUCCUGCUUGGGAUCCUAUGGCUGGGCAGCCACGACCUCAGCGGUGCUUCUGAGCGCUGUGACGACUGGGGCGUGGACACCAUGAAACACAAGCCGGUCUACAGCGGGGAGCCCGCCCGGAUCAAAUGCCCGCUCUUCCAGGCCUUCCUGAAGUACAACUACAGCGCGGCUCACGCGGCCGGCCUCACCCUGAUCUGGUACUGGAUCGGACGAGGGCAGGACCUGGAGGAACCCAUCAAUUUCCGCCUUCCGGACAACCACAUCAGCAAGGAGAAGGACGCCCUCUGGUUCCGGCCCGCCCUGCUCAACGACACCGGCAACUACACCUGCAUGCUCAGAAACGCCACCUAUUGCAGCAAAGUCGCUUUGCCGUUGGAGGUCGUUCACAAGGACCCCGGGUCUUGUGUCAGCCAAGCGGUCAGGCCGGAAGAAGUCCUCCUGUAUUUGUCCUACACCAAUGUGAACCUCACCUGUCCAGAUGUGGAGGGUUACAUUCCAGUGGGUGUCAAGCCACGGGUGCAGUGGUAUAUGAACUGCAGGCUGGUGGACCAUUUCUACGAGCGUCACCCAAGGGGUGUCAACCUGACCUUUGGCAUCGUCCGAGAGGUGUACGGGGGCGACUACACCUGCGUUGCGACCUAUCAAGAGAACGGCCGGGAUUUCACGCUCACCAGGACUUUGAGGGUAAAGGUGGUCGGGGCUCCCGAGAAAUCAUCCACUCCGCAGAUCAUUUCCCCCAACAGCCGAGUGAUCUAUGAACUCCGACCAGGAGCCGAUCUCCUCCUCACUUGCGAGGUGGACUUCACCUUCCUGAAAGACUCCCCGCAGGAGGUCUGGUGGACCAUCGAUGGAAGGAACACGGACAACAUCGUGGACCUCCGAUUCAAUGUCACCCAUGAAGAGACCUCCUUGUCAGUGGGAAAGACGAAGAUCGAAAAGACUCUGUUUGUGCCGAAGGUGACAGAGAAGGACCUGAAGCGCAAUUACACCUGCUUUGCCCAUAACAACAACGGGACGGUCAAUAUGCAGGCGUUGGUGAAGCUGAAGGCCGUCGUCCCGAGGUACACGGUGGAGCUUGCCUGUGGCUUGGGCGCGACGGUUCUUCUGGUGGUCAUCUUGACCAUUGUCUACCAUGUCUACUGGUUGGAGCUGGUUCUCUUCUACCGGGCACAUUUUGGGACGGACGAAACUAUCCUAGACGGGAAGGAGUACGACGUCUACAUCUCUUACGCGCGGAACGUGGAGGAAGAAGAGUUUGUGCUGCUGACGCUGAGAGGCGUUCUGGAGAACGAGUUUGGCUACAAGCUGUGCAUUUUUGACAGAGACAGCCUCCCCGGGGGAAAUAUCACAGAAGCCAUCUUUGACUUCAUCCAGAGGAGCAGGAAGAUGAUUGUGGUCCUCAGCCCCGACUACCUGCUGGAGAAGAGCAUCAGCAUGCUGGAGUUUAAGCUGGGCCUCCUGUGCCAGAACAACAUUGCCACCAAGCUGGUGGUGGUGGAGUACCGGCCGCUCUCCCGGGUCCACCCCAACGUCCAGCAGCUGAAGGAGUCGGUCCCCUUCAUCCCGUGGAAGGGGGAGAAGUCCAAACAGCCCGGCUCCAGGUUCUGGAAGGCUUUGCGCCUGGCCUUGCCACUGAGGAGCUUGAACACCACGGGCCUCUCCGCCUGGAACGAGAGCUGCUCUUCCCAUUCGGACGUGAGCCUGGACCACGUCCAGAGAAAAAGGAGGCGGUUGAAAGGGCCGUCGGAAGGCCAGCAGAGCGCCCGGCCCAAGGGCGUCCCUGUCCAAAGGGGGGCGGCCCAGCCCCCCAGGCUGAAGGCCAGAGACCACGCCAAGCCAUUCCUGGCUUGCCGGUGCUGCGUGGCGUACUGCAACGAGAACCACAAACUUGGGGGCCACAGCCCAACCGUGGGCAAACCCAAGCAGGAGGGGCAGCUCCACCGGACGAUGGCGGCAGGAGAUCCCGCCGGACGGAGGCUCCAAAGCAGUGAAAAGCUUCGGCCGCCGGGCUCUCAGGUGUCGGCCCUGAGCCUCCGGCGUUAUGCAGAUGCCUCAAACAACAAUGACUUUUAUGUCCUCUAGCUAGCCGACUCUGGGUGGGUGAGCCUCUCAGUCCCAGGGCUUGAGAAGGAAGGGGAGUGCAUCUCCCUGCAACCUGCCCUCCGUUGUGGGCCCGAACCUCUCUGCCGUGGGUGGAGGUGACAGCACCAUGAGCUGUUGCAUGGAGCAGUGGGUUUGCCCCCCAGGGUAAGACUCUCCGGGAGGUAGUCCUCAGUUUUAGGAGCACCUGCCCCACAAGAGUUUCUUGGAGUGAGGGGAGUUACCCCUUCCGCAGACAGACACGCCAGCAGGCAAACCGUCCUGAAAGCAGGUCCCUAUCCGAACAAUCCCUGGAAAAGCUAGCUCAAUUGGGCUAAAGAGUUUUGAGCCAGAGAUGGAGGUGUCAGUUCUGGACUGCCUACUUACAGGAGAGAAUCAGGAACUCGGGGUGCAGAGUAAAGGCCCAAUUGUGCCUUAAAGAGAGCAUGUCAUUAGAAGAAGGCACCCUUUCACUACUGAAGGGGGUCUGACUGUCGCAACAUUUCACAUCUCCCCAACGUCGCAAGCAAGUUUGUUUUGCUGGGUGAUGGAUCGUCUAGAUGUCCAUGCAGGCUGAAUUUGUGAGUCAUUUCUUGGGCAUUUCUACAUGUCUGGAAUCACGUCUCUGAAAUCGCCAACAUAACUUUCAGUGAGGAAGACCUGUGAACUGUGGCAGAUAGUUUCAUGCUCAAGAAACUGCAGAAAAGAUGGGGUGCCACUCAAGGGGAGCGAAGGUCGUGAGCAGCAGGAGAGAGCUGUGAGUGUAUGACAGCUUUUCCCCACCGUUGUUCCCCAUUAAGUGCCUGCUUGGAUUUUCAGAACUUUGGGAAGAAAGGUGGAUUUUCAGAACUUCGGAAAAGUCCUGCCGCUCCCCGGGGUACCUUUGGUAGGGAGACAAGUCAGGGACCUUUCGGUGGCUGCUCCCCAGAGGUUUUACUCAAAGCCACCGCAGGUUAAGCGAGUCUAGCCCACUGCCUCUUUCUUUUCCACCAGCUGACAUCGGUCUUUUUAUUUUGACUUUUUCAAUGGUUGGGAAAGGGGCCAUUGGUGUUGCUGAUACAAAAUCAGCAAACCAUCUUGUGGUACCUUCAAGGCGAACAUAUUUUAUUGGGCUAAGCCUCCUCAGACCCAGCUCUCUUCUCUCCAAUGAAAAUCUUUUCAUAGGGAUCGCCCUUGAUUUUUUUAAGUCAGUUGUUUCAAUUCAGGGCUGGGAACAUCUGGCCCUCGAAAGGUUGAGCUGCAACGUCCGUCAGCUUGGGCCAGCAGGGUGGACAAUGAGGCACAGCAGUCCAUGGGCAGCCCAAGAGCAUCCAGAGGGUCACAAGUUAAGCCCCUUCUGAUUUGUGUUUUCAGCUGACUAUGUUUUUCUCCAGAUCUGUUUUGUUUUUUAAACUACAUCCUCAUCUUCCCUUGCCAGCAUGACCAUUGGUGAAGGAUCAUACAAGUUCUGGCCCCAAACAUCUGGAGGACAGCAUGAUUUUGGCUUUAGAUUGAGAUCUGGGCUGAGUUGUCUGGAGCAGAGCAACAGCUUGGUUGGGACAGCAAAAGGUUAUGUCAGUGAUAUGGGGCCAGAAUCCUGCUAUUGAAUUAGUAAUGCAUCUGGUACCCAAUGAAUGACUAUCAGUUUGCUGUGAUGAUGUACACCAGUUUAAUUUGCACAAGUGUCAAUCACUAGCAGGAUGCUGGCCACAGCAAUUAUAAAUAGCUUUUUUUAAGUUUUGAAAUAGAAGCAAUCUUUUUGGGGGUUUGUUUAUAUGGGACUGAUGUUUCGGGCUGUUGCCAUACUGAAGUCAU
Pogona vitticeps (central bearded dragon) is the source of this 3907-nucleotide messenger RNA. The record is from RefSeq and is a predicted model, not a curated record. Lineage: Eukaryota; Metazoa; Chordata; Lepidosauria; Squamata; Agamidae.